This is a messenger RNA of Rotaria socialis, 1923 nucleotides long. NCBI's taxonomy places the organism in Eukaryota, Metazoa, Rotifera, Eurotatoria, Philodinida, Philodinidae. The record is from the annotation of a GenBank genome assembly.
AUGUCAGCUGGUAUUUUACCAGAUAUAUACCGAUAUACGGCACGAAAAAGUACCGUAUCAAAAACUUCAAAGUCAUCUAACGUAUCAAUGUGUAAUAAUUCAAACCCAUCACCACCACCACCAACAACGACAACAACAACAACAUCAACAACACAUUAUUCAGCAUAUCAUAGUGAUAACAAUUCAAAGCAAUCGCCGCUAUUGGAUACAACGGAACAUACUAUUAAAUUAGAAGAAGAGAUCCCACAACCAUUAGAAUCAUUUAUUAUUUUGCCUGAUAAUGAAAUAGAACAAAUGAUUAUCGGUGAUAACAACAAUGAACAAACCAACGAAGAAAUUGUUCAUAAUAUUAUUGAACAGAUUAAAAAUCAAAUUGUUCAAUCUUCGUCAGCGACGAUUGUAUCAUCUUCAAAUCAGAUAACGCAAAAUUUUUCAAUAGAUACUCAGGAUAUUCAUAAAAUUAUUGGUUCAAUCAUGAAUCGAAUGAAUGAGAAUGAUCAUGAAGAAUCUUUAUCUUCAACAGUCGAUAAUAAAAUCGAAGAAAAUGUAAAUACAAAUCUUGAAGACGAAACAACGCCGAUGGAAAGUGAUCAACCAGCAACUAAUUUAUCACGAUCACGAAUCGAUGAUGAUAUUGUAGAACUUGAAGAAACACCAAGUAAUGAUAAUUCUCAUACAUGUACAUGUCGAUGUCAUAAACCGAAUUCUCCACAUAACAAUGAAUAUAUUCAAUUUGAACAAGCAUUAAAACAAGCUAGACUAGAACAACAACAGGAACGAUCAUUAAAUAACAAUCGUCUUAUUCAGACACUAAAACGGCAACACGAAGAACUGCUUAAUAUUUAUCAACAGAAUAAAAGUCUAAAACAAUUUAAUUUAACUAAAAUCGAUCGAGAACAACAAACAACAAAACUUAGUCAAAAUGAUUCACAAGUACAAACUGAUUUGACACCGAUCAAUAAUAAUAAACUUUUAGCACCAAAACAACAAAAAUCUCUUAUUAUACCAAUAAUAGGUUCACAUACAUCAAACAACAACAACAAUAAUGGACCAUUGCUAGCUACACGCAACAAUAGUGUUUAUAAUUCAAUUUCAUCAUUACCACAGGUUGCAUCUCGUUUAUCUUCAAAUGCGAUAGCAACUACAACUCUCACAAGUAAAACAUCAACAGUUACAAUAAAAUCAGCUACUGUAACAAACGGACAAGCAAUAACUUCAAAUCCACUAGCUCCGCCACCACCACUACUACUACCACCACCACCAUUAUUGUCUACAACUAUUCCACAUGAUGUAGUAGAUUUAACGGAAGAAGACGAAGAUGAUACGAUGCAUAGAUUGCCUGCUCAACGUAUUACUGCUACUAGACAAAGUACAUCGUUUAUUCAACCUUCUAUACCAACAACAACAACUCUAACACCAGCAGCGACAGCUACAGCUACUCGCAUUCGAUCAACAACAGCAACAGCAACAUCAACAACAAUUAAUCGUACUAUUCGUCCAAAUACUUCUCUUCCAAAUGGACAGGUAGUUCCGUUACGUCCACUGCCUGAACAUAACCCCUGUGAUCAUACAAUAGCUCGACCACAAUUGAAUAUAGCUCAAGAAAAUACAACAGUUCGUUUAACAUGGAAUUUGCAAUCAACACCUAUGGAAUCUAUACAAAACUAUGAAAUCUAUGCAUAUAAACAAAAUGCAGCACUAACUGCGUCGGAUUGGAAAAAAAUUGGUACCGUUAAAUCAAUGCGUUUGCCUAUGGCAGUUACAUUGAAAGAAUUUCAAUCGAAUAGUCAUUAUGCAUUUGCUGUUCGUGCAGUAUCAAUUAAUAAUAAUAUUGGUCCAUUUUGUGAACCAAAAACAAUAUUCACUGGAAAUACACCUGUACAACCACUUCAUACCAGUCAAUUACUCAAUGUAUCUACAUAG